AUGGAACAGUCUCGUCUACGUCGGAAUAUCGAGCGCGCUACCUACGAUAUCCAGUCCAUCAAGUCGGUAUUCGACGACUGCUUCAUUGCUCAUGUGUCUUACGUCGACGAUGGGCUACCGGCGUGCAUGCCCAUGAUUGCCCUAGUCAGCAAUGAAGAAGAUCUUGAGGCCAACGGCCUUUCAAGAGACGGCGACGGUGGAAGGUCAAAGAAGACCACGAAGGCGAUUCAAGAGAGCGAAGAGGUAAAUGGUACCAUCGCAGUUGAUUGCCAUACAACAGAGGCCAACAAGCCCAAGGAGCAAGUGAAGGUGUGCAUCACGGCCACAAAAGUGGACGGCUUGGUUCUCUCGUCCGCUCCGAAUGGCCACAGCUUCAACUACCGCUCGGCGGUCAUCCAUGGGACAUGCGCGCCGGUGCAAGACAAAGCAAUCAAGAGAAACGUUAUGCGCGCGGUUACGAACCACAUCGUGGCCAACCGGUGGGAGGAGGUGAACCCAGUAGCCUCGUUACAGGUCAGCCUCGUGUACGUGAUUAAGGUUACCAUCGACAGAAUGUCCGUCAAGAGCCGGAUCGGGGUUCCUGGGAUCCAGCCUCGAAAUACGCGGCUUGAUGGGCCGGACAUUGAGCAGCAGCCGUGGACGGGCGUGAUACCGAUGUGGGAGCAACUUGGGAAACCGGUAGAGAGUGGACUGACGCCGGGCGCGGUGGUGUCGAAGAGCUUGAGGGAGUUUAUCGAGAAGAGGAACGAGAAGCACAAGGCCUACUCAGAAACCGUCACCCGCUCUCUGUUUGAUCACAAUCUGCAACUUCGCAUCCCGGAAGAGCGAAUUGAGGACGAGACACGCAUCCAGACAACCCGUCAUGUUCCUGUCGGAGUCGUCGCAGCUAUUUGCGCAUGGAACUUCCCUCUCGUGCUGUCUCUUGGAAAGAUCUUGCCUGCCUUGUUGACCGGGUGUACCAUCAUCGUUAAGCCGUCACCGUUUACACCUUACUCGGCACUAAAGAUGGUUGAGCAGGCACAGAAGAUCUUCUCUCCUGGUGUUGUCCAGGUUGUUGGUGGCGAUGACUCUAUUGGUCCGGCGUUGGUCAACCAUCCCAAUGUCAACAAGAUCACCUUCACAGGUUCCGGUGAAACUGGGAAAAAGAUUAUGGCCUCGGCGGCUGGGACAUUGAAGCGUGUGACUCUUGAACUGGGAGGCAAUGACCCGGCUAUCAUUUAUCCUGAUGUGGAUAUCGGGAAGACAGCACCGGAAGUCGUUCAAGGCUGCUUCGUCUUCUCCGGUCAAGUCUGUGUUGCCACGAAGAGAGUCUAUGUACACGAGAGCAUUUAUAAGCCAUUCCUGGAAGCGAUGGUGGAUGCAGCUUCUCGGAUGGUGGUUGGCGAGGCGGGAAACCCCAGUACCACAAUGGGUCCCAUGCAGAACAAAAUGCAGUACGAGAAGGUCAAGGAAUUGGUUGCCGACAGCGAGGCCCAAGGCUACAAGUUUGCUCUUGCUCCCCAACACAUGGCCUCUGGCAAGGGAUUCUACCUCUCACCUAGUAUCGUCGACAACCCACCUCCCACAUCUCGAAUCGUCCUUGAGGAGCAGUUUGGUCCAAUUGUGCCAGUCCUUAAGUGGUCCGAGGAGUCGGAUGUCAUCGCCUGUGCGAACGGGACUACUUCCGGACUAGGAGCUUCUGUGUGGAGUGCUGAUGUUGCUCGGGCAGAGCGAGUUGGCCGGUUGAUGCAGGCCGGAAGCGUGUUUGUGAAUUCCUGGGCGAAAACGACGCCACGAGCGAUGCUAUCGGGGCAAAAAGAGAGUGGACUUGGGGGUGAAUGGGGUUCUACCGGGUUCCUUGGGUAUUGUAACACUCAAGUCGUGCACGUCUUCAAAUGA
Messenger RNA from Penicillium lagena, 1878 nucleotides. RefSeq lists its product as uncharacterized. The record is from RefSeq and is a predicted model, not a curated record. The coding region runs from base 1 to 1878 and encodes 625 amino acids. The transcript is spliced from 6 exons. NCBI's taxonomy places the organism in Eukaryota, Fungi, Ascomycota, Eurotiomycetes, Eurotiales, Aspergillaceae. Gene Ontology annotation, molecular function: aldehyde dehydrogenase (NAD+) activity.